AUGGCGUACAUCCCUGAGCGCUUCGUCCAGUUCAACCAAAUGUUGGUCUCGGACCCAGGCAAGAGAUAUUCCAAGCCUGAACUCGACCGUCUCUUCAAAGAAUGGAUUGAAGACUACAGAGGAGACGAGUGGUUGACAAUUGAAUUUGCUCGGGCUUGGAAUUGCUACAGAAGGGUCUUAGACGUGGACCCAAGACUCACGUACAGAGGUUGGGAUGUGGUCUUCACAUUCCAAAAUUGGUACGAAUACCAAAAAUAA
Molecule: messenger RNA, 258 nt
Organism: Trichomonas vaginalis G3
Lineage: Eukaryota; Parabasalia; Trichomonadida; Trichomonadidae
Exons: 1
Coding region: 1-258 (85 amino acids)
Source: RefSeq, a predicted model, not a curated record